This is a messenger RNA of Silurus meridionalis, 993 nucleotides long. RefSeq names its product trace amine-associated receptor 13c-like. The transcript has a single exon. Gene Ontology annotation, cellular component: membrane. NCBI's taxonomy places the organism in Eukaryota, Metazoa, Chordata, Actinopteri, Siluriformes, Siluridae. The coding region runs from base 1 to 993 and encodes 330 amino acids. The record is from RefSeq and is a predicted model, not a curated record. Gene Ontology annotation, biological process: G protein-coupled receptor signaling pathway. Gene Ontology annotation, molecular function: trace-amine receptor activity.
AUGAAUGUGACGGAGUUGAAUCUCUCGGAUCGCUGUGAGCAUUUCUCCUGUCCAGAGAGAUCUGUAUCUCCUGCAGUUUAUAUCUUACUGUACAUGUGUUCAGCUGCUGUGGUUCUUCUAACAGUGUGUGGAAAUCUGCUCGUCAUCAUCUCUGUUCUUCACUUCAAGCAGCUUCACACGCCGACCAACAUCCUUGUGCUCUCACUGGCCGUGUCGGAUUUCCUCGUCGGUGCUUUAGUGAUGCCGUCUGUGUUAAUCUGGUUGAUUGAGUCAUGCUGGAUUUUUGAAAAAGUUUUUUGCAUUGGAUUUUUUUUGAUUGGCAGUUUUCUUACAAUUGUAUCCAUUUAUAAUGUUGCUCUGAUCGCUGUGGAUCGUUAUUUAGCUUUGUCAAACCCCUUUUUUUACACUAACACCAUCUCUGUAAGAACAGUAUGGGCUGUGGUUUUUUCGAACUGCUGUGCAUGUCUGGUGUAUACUGUAGCAUUUUACUUUUUCAGUGUAGCCUCUUCUACUUCUGUUAUGUGUCCUGGAGAGUGUUAUGUGUUUCUGACUAGGUUUAUGGCUCUAAUUGACUUGAUCAUAACAUUCAUUGUUCCAUGUUCCUGCAUAAUCAUAUUGUAUAGUGGAGUUUUUCUGAUCGCUAAGAAACACGCCACUGCUAUCAGAGAGCUUAAUAAUCACACACGACCUCAAACACAGAAAAUCACCUCCCACUCCAUGAAAUCUGAGAGAAAAGCAGCCAAAGUCCUCGGCAUUUUAGUGUCCGUGUUUCUGGCAUGUUUACUUCCUUAUUUUGUUUACAGUUUAUUAGGUGACGUUAUUGAGCAACAAACAGAAGAAUUUAAAAAAGUAUUGUUUGUGCUUUAUCUUAAUUCCAGCAUUAAUCCGGUUAUUUACGCUCUGUUUUAUCCGUGGUUUAGGAGGUGCGUUAAAUUAAUUAUAACUCUGCAAAUAUUCCAAACAGACUCUGCAUUAAUUAAUGUGCUUUCAUGA